AUGGCUGAUCUAAUACAGCAUUUCAGUGGUGAUAGGCUUGGGCUAACAGAAAAAAUUAGAGAAUAUGAUAAUCUUGUACUUAUUGACUUCUCUGCAACGUGGUGCGGCCCAUGUAGAAAAUUAAGCAUGGCUCUCCCAUCAAUUGCAUCAAAUAAUAUAGAUGUAACAAUUAUUAAGAUUGAUAUUGAUGAAAAUGAAGAUUUAGCUGCAGAAUUCGGUGUUACUCUUAUUCCAAGAAUUUUAUUCGUUAAAAAGGAUGCAAAAACGUAUACAGUUCUUGAUGAAUUCAUUGGGUGCGACAUACCUCGUAUUAAAGAAGAUAUAGAGAAAUUUAGAUAA
This is a messenger RNA of Trichomonas vaginalis G3, 339 nucleotides long. Its product is annotated as cell redox homeostasis. Bases 1 to 339 code for a protein of 112 amino acids. The record is from RefSeq and is a predicted model, not a curated record. The transcript has a single exon. Lineage: Eukaryota; Parabasalia; Trichomonadida; Trichomonadidae.